UAACGAGUGCUAAAUUAUAGAAAAAUAAAAAAUAAUUUUAAAAUAGGAAAGAAGAAAAAAAUUAAAAAAUGAAUGAGUCAGAUAACAGUUUUACACUUACAAAGUUAAUUGAAAGAUUGAACGAGUUAUUUGAUCAUGAAAAGGUCGAUGUUAAUGAAGUUCAGAACGCUAUGGAGACAUAUCAAUCAAAUUUGCCUGAGUGGAAAAAGUAUGCUCAUUUUGAUGAUUACAGGUAUACCAGAAAUUUAGUUGAUUCUGGAAAUGAAAAGUUUAAUUUGAUUUUGCUUUGCUGGGGAGUAGGUCAUGGAAGUGCUAUUCAUGAUCAUGCAAACUCCCAUUGCUGGAUGAAAGUAAUGGAUGGAACUCUUACAGAAAAGCUUUAUGACUGGCCAAAUCAAGUAGAUUGCCAUACUAAUACAGGUCAUGUCCAAAUGAAGUCAAACAUUGUCAAAGAUUAUACAAAAAAUCAAGUUGCAUAUAUUAACGAUACUAUUGGAUUACAUCGUAUUGAGAAUAAAAGUCCUAAUCAACGAGCUGUUUCGCUUCAUUUGUAUUCUCCUCCUUUUAAGAUGUGUCAUUCAUUUGAUGAGAGGACUGGUAAAAUGAACACUUGUGAAGUUGUGUUUUGGAGCCAAGGUGGCAUCAGGACUUCACAUGGAAAGAUAAAUCAAAUCGCUUCUACAAAGAACUCAGCUGAUCAGACUUAACAUGUCAAAGUUGAUUAUUGACGAAUUAUUCGUCGGCGUCAUUAGCAUCGAUACUAUGGUUAUUAAUCUGCAUAGAAGAGUCAAAUAGUUGAGAUUGUUUAAUUAUCUAAUAAUUAAGAUUGAAAAUUUUUUGCUGUUAUGAUAAUUAUUUGUUUUCUUUUUUUGUGUGUGUGUGUGUUGUUUUUUUUUUGUGUGUGUGUUUUGUUUUUGUGUGUGUGCUUCGUUUUUUGUGUGUGUGCUUCGUUUUUUGUGUGUGUAUUUUUUUAGAUUAAUAAACUUUAUUAUAUGCAUUUAUUUAAACUUUAUUUAUAAUAUCGCCAACUUUGUUUAACUCGUUAAAUUUGUUCUUAAACAUAAAUAAUAUUUUUAAUUUAA
This is a messenger RNA of Hydra vulgaris (swiftwater hydra), 1082 nucleotides long. Its product is annotated as cysteine dioxygenase type 1. Lineage: Eukaryota; Metazoa; Cnidaria; Hydrozoa; Anthoathecata; Hydridae. The record is from RefSeq and is a predicted model, not a curated record. Gene Ontology annotation, biological process: L-cysteine catabolic process. Gene Ontology annotation, molecular function: ferrous iron binding; cysteine dioxygenase activity.